Messenger RNA from Phytomonas sp. Hart1, 2334 nucleotides. The record is from the annotation of a GenBank genome assembly. Lineage: Eukaryota; Euglenozoa; Kinetoplastea; Trypanosomatida; Trypanosomatidae.
AUGGGUUUGGGUGGAUCCAUUCCAAAUUUUCCCUUCAAAAUUGAUAGUGCGAAACCAGAAUACAUCCAUAACACUGCAACUCUGAGCUGGACGAUUCGCCAAGGCACUCGUGUAGAGGACGCUAUGCCAGUAAGUAUUUUCACAAUAUCUAUUAGCAAAGAAAAAGUAUGUCAGGAUCCCAAGGAUACAAAUAGAAGGUUGCUAGCACGAAACGCGCUAAAAUAUUCCAAGAGCCUGAUGCUACCGGGUGUUCUCAGAUGUUACGGUGGAGUUGAAUAUGACAACUGCAUCUACAUCGCAACGGAGAGAUGCGAUCCGCUGUCGUGUUUGAUGACUAACAUGGAUUCCCCGCACGAGUCCUAUAGUGACCUGAAAGGGCAGAGAUACGAGCAAGAGGUUGCGCUUGGUUUGAAACACGUUGGGGAGGCUCUGAUUGACUUGGGAAGGAAUGGAUUGAUGCACGGCAACAUGUGCGGGGAAACGGUUUACGUUACCGAAAAAGGGUUCUGGCGGCUCUGGGGAUUGGAGCUGGUUUCAACGAGCGGGAAUAAGGUAGAGAGCAGUAAUCACGACGCGAGUCUGUACAAUAAACUUGCGGCGGACUUCUUGCCCACGUACCGCAUUUCUGAUAGGAUAGGACGGCAAAAUUCGUCGGUAGAUAUGUGGUGUAUGGCGUGUCUUAUAUUCGAAGCCUUUCGCAGCCGAAGCAGCGCCAACGCUGAUACAGCGUCUUUGAGCCCAAAGAGUGUGCAUAGCUGCAAGCAGCAGCUUCCGGACUCUUUACAGGUUAGUUUUGUGCGGUUAUUAUCUGACAAAGGAGAUGCUCUCAGUGCAAUAUCGCGAUUUCUUGAGAAUUGUGAUUUUAUAAACGAGAGCACCUAUGUUCAAUGUCUUAGUGAUAUCGAUCAGUACAUCCUUAUGGAUACUACACAGCGAGAAACACUUAUGGAUCGACUGAGUUCCGCAGUGUCGGAAUUUCCCCUUCGUGUUUGUCUGAUGGCGAUUAUCCCAAAGUUAAUGGAGCUUAUUCAAAUGGACACCCCUCCUGUGAACAUCGUUAAUCCUAUAAUAGAAAUCUCAAAGCUCGUUGUGGACGACGCGGCCUUCGAGGCACACAUCGCUCCUAACCUAGCCCUGCUUUUUCAGUCUACCAACGUGGCUAUCCAAUAUUCUCUUCUGGAGUCGAUGGAUGUUUAUGGUAGCCGCCUCUCGCGGACAAUGCUGGAAAAGAUAUGGCCCUUGUUCGCUAAGGGCAUUAUCAGCACCUCUGCAAGAAUCCGCGAUGGUUCCGUACGGGCGCUGGUGCAUAUUGCUGGGCAGCUUAGUCCGCGGAUUCUUACACAGGAGGUGCCGUUUCUUGUGCAAAAGGUUCAGAGCGAUUCCGACGGUGUCAUCCGCACCAACGCGACGAUCGCGCUCUCCAUGAUCGCGCAGCACAUGCCACCAGAGGUCCGGCAAAAGGUUUUAGUGUCUACCUCUGUGCGGAUGCUAAAAGACUCCUUCGUGCCCAGUCGCAUUGCCGCGCUACAGGCGAUAGGCACCGUCUUGGCGGAGCUGAAAUCCCGGGAGCUCUCCGAGGUGGUCAUUCCGAGGGUCGUGCCGCUCAUCACCGACCCUGUCGGCAACGUCCGAGAGCUUUCCAUUUUAAUCUUGAAAAACUCACUAGAGAAGUUUGAGGCCGAUCAUUAUCUAUGCCUCGAACUGGAGAGAGCGCAUCAGCUGGAGGACAAUCGACAAGAAGAUGCCGUUUCGAAUAAAACCCAGCGGUCGUAUUCCAUUAAUGAGGGAACGACGACCUAUGAAAGUAGGGCAGAAUGGCUUCAAGAGAGCAGUAGUGGCGCCAAGCCACCCUUGAGCAAACCAUCCCAUUCGCAUUCCCCAUCGUUUCCAUCACACUCGGAAAGUAACACGAGUUUCCUGGGGCCUGCGCAGACCUUUUCUCAGGGUUUGCAGCAAAGCUACUCGGAUGCCUACGAUGGCUGGGAGGAUGAUGUAGGCAGCUUGAAGCUAUCAAAAGGGAACCAUGAUGCGAAGGAUACUGAUAGUGAUGGAUGGGGAGAGGUGGUUAGGAUACCGGUAAAUACGAAUAUACCCUCUUCCGCGGUUCCACCGUUGAUGGAAGCUUCUCAGAACACCGGCCAGACGUUUGAUAAGUCUUCAUUAAUCUCCAUGAUGUCGUUACGGGGGAAUAAGAUGGACACUUCCCUAGGGUCUACUACAGUUCUUACUCAGAAUAAUACUUCUCUUAGUGGCAGUAUAAAAAAUGAGAAACCAGUUAAUGUCAUGAAACUCCGAAGCAAAAAAAAAUCUUUAGGUGUUGUUCGCUUGGACUAG